AUGAUAUUCUAUCCCAUUGUUGUUGGAAAGAACUGCAAGGUCUCUGGCAUGAUUGGCCCAGGGGCCCAGAUUGGAGAUGGCAGCAAGGUGGAGAAACUCUCUGCCGUUGAAGAGGGGGCCUUAGUACCAAAUGCUGUGGUUGCCAGGGGGAGCCCAGCUUAUAACGCUGGCCCGUUUGAGCACAAAGAAUCAAUCUACUGGGCUGACUCACUGUUGAGUGUCUUCAAGAUGGUCUGGGCCAUCUCUGAGGCAUACCACUUUUUUGCACUCUCCUCCCUGGUCCAUUUUACACUCAACAGAAUCUUGCCCUCGUGGCGAUAUGGUGGCGUUCUUCAUUGGUUUCUCUUGUUUCCAUUGACAUCCUUCCUUGCGCUCCUCACAAGCAUUGCCCUCAAAUGGCUUCUUAUUGCUGCUUGGGCUCUUAUCCCUUUCUUUGGGCAGUCCAAGUUGUGGCAUUUCAUCCUUUUCCUCCAUGGCCUUGACGCUGAUAUGACAUCUACCCUCAGCCACCCAUACACAGUCUUCUUCCCCUCCAAAGUUGACUUUGUGAAGAUUCGGUGUUCUUUUGUUCCCUCCAGCAGUCUCGACCUCGGCACAAAAGCAGACUCCAAGAUUGAAAUCAUCAACAGCAGUAUUGGGUACAAUUCCAAUCUUCAUGCAGGAGUCAAGAUAAUGAAAUCGAUGAUCCCACCAAGGUCCAAUGUUUCUGAUAGUGUCUGCGAUUGGAAUCAUUCAGACACGUCACGGACGGUCAGCAGUCUUACCUUGCUUCUUCCAGAAGUAGAACAGCAACUGCUGAAUACGGUCCUUUUCUUCAGCAUUAUCCCCUCCUAUGAGAUUGGUCUUGCUGCCACAAAAAUUUCCUCCUUGACUAUUGUUGUAUUGGGUUUGGCUUUGGCUGUCACAGUACAACUAUUUGUUUGGAUUCUUUUGACCCAUGCAGUUGAGAAGAUCUUAUUGAUUCUGCCACACUAUGCUCAGCAGGGCUUCUUUGGUAUCUACAUCAACCAUGUAAGGCAAUUUCGCGCAGGGAAUUGGCUUUGGAUGGUUCUCUAUGGCACACCCAUGUUUGCCUGCUGUGCUCGAUUCAUGGGAGCUGAGGUUGAUGGUGACCUCUGGUACUUUGGCACUUCUCUCUAUGAGUAUGGUAAACUUCACUUCAAAGGCAGCGUGAUUGUGGACAACUCCCAUGUUAGUGGACACUACAUUGACCGCAAUGGGCUCGCCAUUGAUGACACCUAUGUGUCUGGACUGUUGCUUCCAGGAUGCUAUGCCUCAGCUGGAGCAGAAGUGUUUGGCCCAGAAAAUGGUCCGUGGAAAGUAUUCCUCAGGAGUGACUGCAACAAAGAUCCUGUGGAUGUUGAGUUGGGGAGUAACGCUACUUCUUCAGUAAUAAUUGAGGCCUGA
Messenger RNA from Seminavis robusta, 1407 nucleotides. Lineage: Eukaryota; Bacillariophyta; Bacillariophyceae; Naviculales; Naviculaceae. The record is from the annotation of a GenBank genome assembly.